Schistosoma spindalis is the source of this 4442-nucleotide messenger RNA. The record is from the annotation of a GenBank genome assembly. NCBI's taxonomy places the organism in Eukaryota, Metazoa, Platyhelminthes, Trematoda, Strigeidida, Schistosomatidae.
AUUGCAGCACAAUUCCCACUAAAAUUGUAUCGUCUCGCCACACUGCUUUUUGAUGUAAUUUUUGCCUGUUCAUUUCUUGAAGCUUUCUGCAUGUUUAGGAUCAACUAUUCUAACAAUGGAAACAAAGGACAAUGUAAGGCUUGGCAUUUUUGGUAACGUAUUGCUAACAAUUUUAGCCCUCAAAGCCUUUUGUGUUUCCAGUCAUGAAAAAGACAAUUGAAGACCUAUUUACCAAGUCGAAAAUUACGAAAGAUGAUAUCGAAGCUUUCCAAGACAAAUAUUGGGAACAACUUGUUCCUAAUUUCAGUCAAGCACUGAAGCUUCUGGAUAUACAUGGAGUUCCAAGACAUAAUAUUUUAUGGAGCAUAAACGAUCGCCUUAUGGAUGCUAUUAAGGCCAGAGUUGACUCGAAGCCUGAUGAUUGUGACCAGAAAAAAUGCCAAAAACUUUGGCAGAAGCUUAUCAAGACGGGAAUAGUGUAUAUCCAUCAUCCAUAUAUGCGUUCAUUAAUCAUGCAGGUUCUUGGUAAAAUGAAUUCAAUUAAAGAAAGGCAUGUCAACCUAAUUGUUGACAACAAAUAUUUAUAUGAUGAUGCUCCUUUACCGGUCUUACGUCAUAUUUGGGUUGCUCAUCCUCACAAAUUUCAAGAGGAAUUAGAUAAAGUUAUAGCAACAUUUCAAUCGACAUGGUCUUCGGCUAUUUUGGAUGCCCUUUCAAUGUCUAUCAUGUCUACUGCAUCGACGACAGCUGAUCUUGUCCCAAUUCUUUAUUGGCCACCUCGUCGUCGUAGACGUGAUCCUUCAAUUGUACGAAUUGUUGAAAUGAUUGGAGAAGGACAAGUCUUGUAUGAUAAAACUAUAAGCAUACUUCGUGAUCAAUGUAUAAAAUGUGAAAGAGCGGCUUAUUCACUUAUGGAACAGCAAAUCAAAUCGACAAUUGCAAAUAAUAAUUCAUCUGAGGAAAUAGAUGAACAACCACCACCAGCUAAACGAAGUAGACAACGUUUAUCAAGUAAAGAAAAAUCUUCAGAUGUAACACAACCUUCAGCUAAUCAACCUAUUCCAUAUAUUCCAUUAGCUUUUAUGCCUAAUCAACCUUCAGUUGCUUCAGCCACCUUAUGCACACUACGUUUUGAUUUAUUGAUGAGUUUAAACGAAGCAAAAAUUGACCGAUUGUGUGUUCCUGAUAGAAUCCAUCGUUUUGUUUGGUGCUUAGAUGCAUGUGUUCGUAAUCGUCGAAUCGAUCAAAGGCAUGCUAGUGAAUUAGCCUAUCAUUUACAAUUACAACGUCGUCGUUGGGCUAAAGAAACAGCUGAUGAAUGUCAUGAAUCAUAUGAAGAAUCUAAUGAAAAUAUCAGUGGAGAAAUGUCUAAACGUGGACAUUCUAGUUCUUCUCGUGGUAAAAAUUCUAAAAGUGGUAAAACCAAUCGAAAACAAUCUCCUUCAAGUACAGAAAAAUAUUGCGAUUCAGACGAUGUAGAAAAGACAGCUGAUGUAAACUUGUUAGAAAAAGAUAUGCAUAUGGCUUGUCGAGAUCCAUGGGUUGUUUACACCAUUUGUACAUCAUUAAUUCGUUACGUACUUAAUGGACUUUAUGAAGACAAAUUACCUCGGGAUAUACCUGAAGUGCACUUGCUUGUUCAUUUAUUAGUACUUGGCUUAGGCGACGAUUUAAUCCCGUAUUCUUGUUUACAUUUAAAAACCAAAGAAAAUUCUAUGAGUAAACGUAAUAGUACUACCACUACGGGUACUUCUUCUACACCAUCAACAUCAUCAUCCGAUAUUGAUGAUCCUACAUUGAAUUGUCCAUCAAAAGCAUUAAUUAGUUAUAUUUUACCAGCUGUUGCACAAUUACAAGUAUUAACAUGGAGAGCACAAGUGGCUGAAGAGAUUUUAACAUUAAGCAAUAAUUUAUGGCCUACUACUAGUUUGGAAAAUACUACUGGCAGUAGUAAUAGUAGUAGUGGUGGCGGUGGUGGUGGGUUAACACCAUCUAAUAAUAAUACAAAUCAACGAUCAACAUCUCAUGAAUCAAGAGAAUCAUUUAAUCCAUCAUCGUCAUCAUCAUCACCAUCAUCAUUGCCAACAUCACCACCAUUGGUUUGGCAAAAACGUAUUAAAGAUGCUACUCAAUGUGUCAAUAUAACCGUACCAUCAGGUUAUUUAGCACAUCCAAUUGGUUAUUUGAUUUUACAAUAUCAUUGUUUAUUUUGUUUAGAACGUAAUGAAUUAGCUACAUUACGUGCUUUAUUAAAAUUAGCUGUAACACUUGCACAAUCACGUGUAAAUCGUCCUAGUCAUCAUAAUAAAUCUACAACACAAUCUCAACCAAUUACACCAACAAAAGUGUUAUGUUCUGAUUCAUUAAUUUCUAAUAAUAAAUUUGGCCUAUCUGUUAUUUUUCGUUGGCGUCCAGAAGUUUUACAAGCUUUAGUUUUAGGAAUUUCACGCUUACCUCAAUCUGCGCCUGCUUUUGUGGAUAUUGAUCGAAAUACACAUAUUACUGAAGGUUCUGUUGAAUCUUCUUUAAAUGAUAAUACUGGUCAAUCGGAUUCUGAUAAUAAUUCAUCUAAUAUAUCAUCUUUAGUUCGUACAAAUUCAAUGAUGUCAAAUAUAAUUUCUAACAAUGAAUUAGGAAAUAAUAUUAUUGGUUUUACUAAUGUUCUAAAUUCUACUUGUCAAAAUACUAAUCCAGAAUCUUACUCUACCAUAACAGGGUCAAUUGUUACACGCGCUAAUUUAGCUGGUCUACUCAGAUCUAGUUUACCAUUAAUUAAUGAUGUACAAUUAUUAGCUCUUGCUCAAGUUGCCUUACUUGUACCUGGACCAACGAAUACCAGUUUAGGAACUGGUGGUAUGUCUAGUAGUAGUGGCACCAAUGUAUCCUCCAUUCAUCCUUUGUCUUCUGGAACUACUACUACUGUUACUACAACUACUACGGAUGUUAGUAGUAUCAAUGAAUCUGUCUCACCUGCACCUAGUUUAAGUGAACGUGAAAAACUUGUCAAUACAUUAGCAAGACAUUGUAAUAUUACAUCUGUUGGUAGUACUGGUACAUUGUCAACUAAUGAUUCGAAUUUAUUAUUUGAAUCCAGUACACAACAAUCUGGUACAGCAGCCGGUUCAACUGGAAGCUAUAAAUCAUCAAAUCCACGUGUUUUAGCUGCUUUGGAUGUUCUGCGUAAAGAUAUUGAAAAAUCCCAUAAUUCGCUUGCAUCACCGUUAACACCAACAAAUUUAGUUGGAAUUAAAACUGGACCUUGUGGUUACAGUUCAUCAGCGUCAUCAUUAAAUGCAUCAGCAAAUCUCUUAACGAACUUUACUGGUUUUCAAAUGCCAGAUGCAUGGGUUGCUCCAUCGCCUCGUAGUCCUUUAUCGAGCAAUAAAUAUUCACGUUUUGGUGCAGACUCACUACAGUCAUCGAAUAGUAGCACUACAUCAUUAACUGGUACCAGCUUAUCAUCGUGUUACUCAUCAUCAUCAACAACAUCUUAUGGUUUAAAUUUGCCUAUCGGAACACCUCUUACUAAUCCAGGUCUAAUGGGAGCUACACCUCAUCUGAGCAAUCUACAUAUUGGACAAGGUCAAAUGCCAAAUCUACGUAAACUACCAACUCUUACUCCCUCACCUGGUCUAUUAUCAUCGUCAUCAUCAUCAAGAGAAUUCCGUACUCCUCUGUCUCCUAAUCCUAUUCAUCAACAAAGAAAUAAGUUUGGCACUGAUACAUUGUAUGCUUCAUGCCCAUCUCCAGCUGUACAUCGACCAGGUGCCUCUCAUGAUAAUAGUAAUAUUGCUAUUCCUAGAUCUCCUUCACCACCACCUUCGUAAUAUAUUAUGUGAAUAAUUUUUUCCUCCUACUGUAUUUCGUAUGUGUAUGUAAAGUUUUUGCAAUUUUAUCUGACUUAUUAAGUCAACUCAACAAUCAACUACUGUUAAUUGUGAAUACAAACAACUUAUGACAUGUAUGUAUAAACUUCGAACAGUUUUAUUUUGUUUAAUAUUAUCUGGUUUCUUUUUAAUUUUUCGAAACUAACAAAUUAAUCAAAAUUUGAAAUAGUAACUGUUGGAUUCUUGCGGGAAGUUAAAUAUUCAGUGACUGAUAUCUAGUACUUGAUUAAGAAGUUGAAAAUUGGUAAGUAUAUCAAUUGUACAAUGAAAUAGCAAAUAUAAUGUGAAAGUUAAUAUACAAGAAACACCUUAUUUUAAAGAAGAUUGAGUCUGAAACAGUAAUUGCUUGUUGAGUGUAUUAGAUUUGAUUCCGAACAUAGUCAAGGAUUUUCAUGGGGUCUUUCAGGCUACCACAUCUAUUAUGACUCAACUGAAACAGAUAAAUCAUUUAUUUGUGUAUGGUUUAUGCAAUCGGGGACUAACACUUAGAUGGAGGACUAGAGAGCGUUUAUUUGUUUACAAAUGUACAAUUAUAAUUAUCAGACUCGUUCAUAA